UGAAAUUACCUUACUAAAUAAUCUUCCAUAAAGCUGCAAUUAUAGUUUUGACCCAGUGACUAUGUAGGAAUGUGCUAGAAGUGUUCCUUAUUUUCCUUAGUGAUGACACAAACUCUGUGUGGGGGACUCCUACAGUAAAGUUUUGAUGUUUUGAUUGCCAGACUCCAUGGUCUCAACAGAACCAUCUCCAGACUCAGGAUAAUAUUAUGCAUCGUGUUUCCUUGCUUCAGGGUCCUUUUGUGCUGCAGCCCACGUGUGCUGUAAUGGCAAGCCUGUUGUUGGGUGGGGGAUCACAUUUUGUGGAUUUCUCUGGAAGUUCUUCCUAAGCCUGUGAAGCAGCAUCUCUAUAGGUCCCCUGGAGUCCCUUCACUGUGACCAUGCUGCAGAGUUUACCUUUAAGGAGCGAGGCUUUCAGACCUGCAGUGCUCUUCAGACUGAGACCCUGAGAGGCUGGAGCUGGAAACUGAGGGAUUUCAUUGGAGAGCGAGGGCUGGUGCCUCUGUACUCUCAGCUGGGCCCUUUCUUGUGGGCACUUAUCCUGAAAAAAUGUUCCUGCCAAGGGCCUUGGAACAAACAGAAAAAAAUACUCGAGUUUCAAAAGGAGUAAAUUCCCUGUUUAGGUACAAGGUAUCCAAGGCAGCAGAAAACAGUAAAUACAGUGAGUUACCUCAACAAUUUGGGCUCAUUAACUGUUUCUCUACAGCUGCAGUAAAGUUUGGUUUUUCUGAGGCUUAAAUGUUUCAUGUUUUCCCCUUGUCAGAAAUGAAGCAGCAUUAGUUAAUUACCUGUUUAUAUGUGCCUCUGUUCCUGGAAACAUCCUGUAAACUUGUUCUGGGAUAGUGAAUUUCCCUGGGUUCUUGGAGAUUACAAUGAACCAUAUUAAAGGUGGUAAUGCAAUUGAUUGGGUGUAGCCAUGUUCUGCUGUUUUUGUUUCUUGUGCCAGAAGAUGUCCUCUGGGAGUUGUUUAGCCCCGAGAAAAGGAGGCUGAGGGGAGACUUUAUUGCUUUCUCCAACUUCUUGAAAUUAGGCUGUAGCCAGGGGGGCGUUGGUCUCUUCUCCCAAAUAAGUGAUGGGACAAGAGGAAGUGGCCACAAGUUUGCCAGUAGAGGUUUAGAUUGGAUACUAGGAAAAAUUUGUUCACUGGAAGGGUUGUUCUCUAUUGGAACAGGCUGCCCAGGGAAGUGGAGGAGCCACAGUCCCUGCAGGUAUUUAAAAGAUGUAUGGAUGUGGCAGCUAGGGACAUGGUUUAGUGGUGGACUUGGCAGUGCUGGGUUAAGGCUUGGACUCAGUCUUGGGGUUCUUUUCCAACCUCAGUGAUUCUGUAUGGAUCCUAACAGAUUUUUUUUUUCUUUGUUGCAGCUGCUGUUCAACCUAAGCUCUUUACCCACAUUUGACCCACACUCAUAGUGUUCUCACUGUGAAGUUCUUAAAAAAGCAUCAUGCACCCAGAUGCUGGCUGGCUGUGAUUUGCUUUCCUUGGUGCUGGUGGGAGCGAGUGCAGUUCUGUGCUCAGCUGGCCUCUGUGUGCCUGGAGGAGAACUUCAUUCCUUAGGGAUUUUGUGCUGACAAAAAGCCCAAUGUGAUCCUUUGAGUAUCCCAAGCUGUUUUCAUCUGAGAGGAGAACUUGAGCCAUUGUCUUAUGCUGGUACUGCAAUGCUGAGUUCUAGCUCAACUGCUGUGAAGAAUCUUCCUCUGAAGAGGAGGCUCUGUUUUCUGCUGAAACUUUUGUGCUUUGUCAGCUCAGUGUUAAUAUUUUGUGAAUUUUUAAUUUACUAUGUGGUGAUAUUUCAAUGCCGAUGGCCAAGUGUGAAAGGUGGAGCUCACAUGGCUGAAAAAGAAACUUCAGUCCUAAAGGCCAUCAUUUUAGCUGAUACACACCUACUUGGUGAAAUCAAAGGACAUUGGCUGGAUAAGCUAAGAAGGGAAUGGCAAAUGGAGAGAUCUUUCCAAACUGCCUUAUGGUUACUGCAGCCAGAUAUUGUUUUUAUUCUGGGAGAUGUUUUUGAUGAAGGAAAAUGGAGCUCACCUCAGGCCUGGGCAGAUGAUGUCAGGAGGUUCCAGAAGAUGUUCAGGCAUUCCAUUUUUACGGAGCUGGUGGCCAUUGCUGGCAAUCACGACAUCGGAUUUCAUUACGAAAUGACUCCUUACAAGGUAAAUCGAUUUGAAAAGGUUUUCAACUUUACUUCAGGAAAGCUGAUAACUCGGAAAGGAAUAAACUUUGUCCUAGUGAACAGUGUAGCCAUGGAAGGUGAUGGCUGUGCUGUCUGCCGUACCUCAGAGGCAAAACUUGUGGCACUUUCUCACAAACUGAAUUGCUCCCAGCAGAAACCAAAUCACUCCAACAAAAGAUGCAGUGAUGUGGAAAAGCUUCCAGCUUCAGAACCCAUCCUUUUACAGCAUUAUCCUCUCUAUCGGAAAAGUGAUGCUGAAUGCACUGGACAAGAUUCUGCUCCUCCAGAGGAGAAAAACAUCCCCUUUAAAGAGAAGUAUGAUGUGCUGUCUCAAGAGGCAUCACAAAAGCUGCUAUGGUGGUUUCAGCCCCGUUUGAUUCUCAGUGGGCACACUCAUAGUGCUUGUGAAGUGCUGCAUGCAGGGAAAAUUCCAGAAAUCAGUGUCCCAUCAUUCAGUUGGAGGAAUAGAAACAAUCCUAGUUUCAUCAUGGGCAGCAUAACACCAACUGACUUCUCCCUCCAAAAAUGCUUCCUUCCAUUUGAGAGCAGAGUCUUCACUAUCUACUGUGCAGCAGGUGCUCUGCUUGUGAUCCUGGUACUAGCUCAUGUUCAGCUUCUCACUCCACCGUUUUAUUUUGCUCAGCGUUUAAUCAGUAAGCAUAAAGCAGUAUGAAGAGCCAGACAUCUGCAUUCAGUCACUGAAAUACCAAAGCUGAGAACAGUCAAACAUCAGACUAUAUUCAUGCCAGCAAAUGACCUAAUUUGAUUGCUAGUCUGAAGGCAGGUUGCAUUUACACAUACCAUAGAAGUCCUAUACAGCUGAUAUGACUACUACAGGAUAAAUAAUUAACUGAAAUGAACGUUUCAUGCUGUACAAAAAUACUGUAUUCGACAAUCAAAUGAGUCCUUUUCCUGCUAUAAUUUUUGUAUCAAAUAUGUAUAUUAAAAGUGUAACUGUACAUUAUGUAAAUCCUAUAGCCUCAUCA
This is a messenger RNA of Melospiza melodia melodia, 3157 nucleotides long. RefSeq names its product metallophosphoesterase 1 (gene MPPE1). The coding region runs from base 1654 to 2844 and encodes 396 amino acids. Gene Ontology annotation, molecular function: phosphoric diester hydrolase activity. Gene Ontology annotation, cellular component: endoplasmic reticulum-Golgi intermediate compartment. Lineage: Eukaryota; Metazoa; Chordata; Aves; Passeriformes; Passerellidae. The transcript has 10 exons. The record is from RefSeq and is a predicted model, not a curated record. Gene Ontology annotation, biological process: endoplasmic reticulum to Golgi vesicle-mediated transport; GPI anchor biosynthetic process.